GUCACUUCCCGCUGAGCUCUGCGUGCGAGUUUCGAGCAAAGAUGGCGGCUGCGCAGCUAACUGACGAGGAGCUGUUCUCAGAGUUAAAGCGCCUCGGUUUCAUCCCAGGUCCGGUGACCGAGAACACUCGGCCCGUGUACCUGAAGAAGCUUAAGAAACUCCGUGAGGACCAGCAACAGCGAGGAAGCAGGGCGAGCAAAGGGCGAAACAGUGGCACCACCACCACCAACAACAACAACAGCAGCGGCGGCGGCAGCGCGGCGGGAGCUUCGGGAUCCGGAGCCAGGCCGCCCGGCGGUGACGUCACGCACCUGGACGCCAGCAAGAGCCCUGGCGGACGCCCGGUCCUAGGCGAAAAGCGCCACGGCGCGCCCGGUAAGGUUGUCCUGGGCUUCAGCUCCGACGAAUCGGAUGUCGAGAUUAGCCAGAAGAAAAGAGGCCUGUACGGCAGCAGGAGGGAACGAGCGUCCGUACACCAGCAUCAGCAGCCGGGGCCUAACGUAACACCCGCUGCUCGCAGGAGUAAAGGGCUCGGCGCGGGCAGCAGCUCCCCUCUCGGGCUGCUGGAGGAAAGGCGGAGCACCAUGGGGUCCCCUUGGUGGGGAGACCGGGCGAAACUGCACCCGCCCGGCGCGGAAGGAAGGGGUUAUGCAGAGUCCAGCAACAGCGAUUACCGGAACGACGUGAACAGAGAGAGUCGUACCGUGAACGGCAGCAGAUCUCCGUUCACACCGAGCAGCGGCAAGUUUGCGGGGGGCUACUCCGAUUCAGAGGAGGAGGACGACGAGGAGGAAGAGGAGGAGGACGCCUCUGAGCUCGGGAGGUACCGCGAUCGACGACUGAGCUCCAGGCGGAGUCACCCGAAAUCGCCGCCGCCUUUCCCUGAGGGAGCCAGAGGGGCGGAGAGCGACCGGGAAAAGGCGAGAGGCGGCGUAAUUAGAGCAGAUGACAAGCCCGGCACGGCUGGUCUAGACAUAGGGGGAGACCAGGGGGAGGAGGAAGACGAGGCUAGGAGAAGGGGACAAGGGGGCAAGCUGGGGAGUGGAUUCUUGAGGAAUCGUGGCUUCCCGCUGCAUGCGGAUCUGGUCUCCGGCAUCAUGGGGGAGUUCGGCGGCGGCAGCAGCAGUGGUCCCACCUCCUACAACAACAACCACGUCAACUGCGGGUCGGACGACGGCGUCGGGGGCUUCGGUGCCGGGCUGCGAUCGCGGUACUCAGCGUACAGCAGCCUGCCGGCCACCUAUCGACUCAACCACUCCAACCACGCAGCCCCGAACCACUCUUACGGACAGGCGAGCCGCAAGCCCAAACUCCCGGUCCCGGAGGACGAGCUCCUGCAGCAGUUCAGGAGGGAGGAGGUGUCAGCCAGCGGCGGCUUCAGCGCGCAUUACCUGUCUAUGAUCCUGCUCACGGCCGCCUGCCUGUUCUUCGUACUGCUCGGCCUCAUGUACUUGAGGAUGCGGGGCUCCGGUGUCACCGAUGUUGACGCUGUCACAAAGAACCAUCCAUUUGGGAUUGAGUUUGACAAUUCUUAUGCUGACGAGCAGAAAGAUGUCAUUCUCAAAUUACUCCUUCAUCUGCACGACCAUCUGGCCAAGAUCGCCGGGGAGCACGACUGCGGAGACCACACGCAGCAUUUGAAUAGGAACAUCUCCUACACUGAGGCCUUUGAAUAUUUAAUGCUACACAGUCCCGAAUAUGAGGACUUCUGGGACACAGCUAUGGAGUGGCUGAUCAGAUCAGGAGAGGAUGUGGGAAUUCGGCUGAUUGGGAGCCACCCCGAGGAGUCUGUAACCAACGUCUCCCAGAUUAUGUGCCUGGAGUCCACCCACCCCCGGAUGUCCUUCAUCUGCCGCUUCCGCCGGGCCUUCUUCACUGUCAUCUACCGGCUCCUCCUCUUCAUCGCAGGUGUGGGUGUCAUGUGCGGCCUCCUCUAUUACAUGAAAUACCGCUGGAGGAAAGAGGAGGAGGAUACCAGGCAGAUGUACGACAUGGUGGAGAGGAUCAUAGACGUGCUGAGGAGCCACAGUGAGGCAUGUCUAGAGAACAAGGACCUGCAGCCGUACCUGCCCAUCCCCCAUGUGCGCGAUUCCCUGAUCCAGCCUCAGGACAGGAAAAAAAUGAAAAAAGUCUGGGAGCGGGCGGUGAAAUUCCUGUCCACAAACGAAUCCCGCAUCCGAACGGAGACGCAGAGGAUCAAAGGCGAGGACUUCCUGGUCUGGAGGUGGACCCAGCCUUCACUGAGCUGCGACAAGAUGUCUACCAUACCUCCCAAAGUAUGGCAGGGCAAAGCGUUCCCUCUUGACCGGAGAAACUCGCCGCCAAACAGCUUAACGCCAUGUCUGAAGAUCCGGAACAUGUUCGACCCAGUGAUGGAGGUGGGUGAGAACUGGCACCUGGCCAUCCAGGAAGCCAUUUUGGAGAAGUGUAGCGACAACGACGGCAUCGUCCAUAUCGCCGUCGACAAGAACUCGCGUGAGGGCUGCGUCUAUGUGAAGUGUCUGUCCGCCGAGCAUUCUGGGAAAGCCUUCAAAGCACUGCAUGGCUCCUGGUUUGACGGCAAGCUGGUGACGGUGAAGUACCUGCGACUGGACCGGUACCACCAGCGCUUCCCACAGGCUCUGGCCUGCAACACGCCGCUGAAGCCAUCCAGCAUGCACAUGAGCACCCUGUCUCACCUGCGGCUCCGCUCCAGUCCGGCCAGCUCACCGGGCUUCUCCUGAGAUGGCGGUGGGACACGUGGGGUUUGGGGAGGGGGCAGGGCAGACAGCACGAAGACCUCCCACAGCUACUCCGUGGUCAGCAGGGGAGGGGGCACACUUUUCUCUGUUUUUUCUUUUUUUCUAAUGACAGAUUUUGUGUACGGAUUAACGGCAAGCUGAAAAGCUUCUGCAGCCGACAUUAUCUUGACAGGACGUCCGUAAGCGGAAUCCCCGCCUUCUCUGCCCCCUCCCCCUUAAAAAGUCGGUCACAGAUCCUCCUUUUAAGUACGUUUAGUCGGCCUUUAAAUCGACUAGCUGCAUGUGCAGGUUAAAGUAUGCUUUGAGUCGUAACAUUUUAUUGUGGGUAUUUAUUUUCUACAUAUGUUUGAGGUGAUGUAAUCUCUUUUUGUAGUUUUUAGUCUGACGGCAUGCACAAAGAACCAACACAGGGUGCUGUAAAUAGGUGUAUAUGGGGGGGGGGGUGACGCAGCUUUCAGUUAUCUGUGUAAAAAGCAAAUCAUAAGCUAACUUUUUUAUAAAUAUAUAAAAUUAAGUCAUUGUAUUGACUGCAUCAGCGACAGUGGCGCCCAGCCUGUAGCGAACAUGUGUGGGUAGGUGAUGUGGUUAAUCUCGCGAGAGUGAGUUUUGGACGGGGGCAGCGUGGUAGGGUUUGGUCACAAGGCCUCAGCCUGUGUUCCAACCGUAACUUCCUCACUUCCUACGGUAAUGGGAGGGCGGGGUCAUCUCCUGAUUUCCUGCCCUCUGCUGGUGCUGCAACAAAUACCUACAGAUAGCUCAGUCACCCCUUUGAAUCGAUAUUCCCUCUAAAAAAUAAUAAAAAUUCACGUAGCUUGAUGCCAUUAGUUUGUGGGCAGAGCUGACCUGCUAACCGUGUCCAGAGUGUUUUUUAGGGCCUGCUGGAGGUGUAGAGGGCCCUUGCCGGCUGUUCAUGCUAUUUCACACUACAUUGGCCCUUGAAAAAGAAACGAUGGUGUAGGAUUGGUUCGAUUAGCUGGAGGCUGGACUCUUGUGCCGGGACAGACGUCUGCACCUACAGUAGUUUUUAAUAGUGGUGCUUGAUACUGAACCAUAUUGACAGCAGAUUGUCUGUCCGAGUUUAGACAGACAGACAUACAGUUAUAUGGUUUUUGUGCAUUCCCCUUUCUUCUCCAUGCAGAGACGGUGUGACAGAGUAUUGCCAAUUAGUUUUUUAAAUGCAGGAUGGAUUGUGUAUUCGGUGGAUAAGCUCCGGGUCGGCAGACUGCGGCUUCGUUUUUAAACUGGUCCCAGGUCAGUAUUCGCAGCACAAAGUCGUAUAUAAAACGCAGGGACGCUUGAGAUGACGGUGACCUGAUGCACACUCCUUGCCCAGAUGACCUAACUGUGCCUUAGCUUUGUGAUUUUUCUUUUUAAAUAAAAUGCUUUUUCUUUCUGCCUCUGCAUUUCUCGAGAAUGUACUUGGUUUUAUAAAGUGUAGGAAUGGGAUACACUUUUAUUCAAUUGAACAGAGCUGAUGUUAUGUAAAAAUAAUGAAAUUCAAGCCAGGAGUUUGCUGUACUUGUGUGCAUCACGGUGAUGUUUAUAUUUUUGUAUGUUUCAGCCUGACUUUGGUGCACAUAUAUUUUUUUUAUUUUAUUAUUGACCUGUUGCCAGGACAAACGUAACAUUUGGCGUUAACUCUCCCGGGGGUUGGUGCUCGAUUCAGCUGCAUCCUUGCGUUUUUUUUUCCUGAUGUAUUUUAUGUAAACACUGUACAUUUAUAAAAUUGUAAUAUGAACUAUUAUGCAGCUUAUUUUCCAUUACAGAAUACUGUUUAAGUUGACCAAUGUUCCUGCCUACAAGCCGGAAGGGAAGGUGUACAGUCUCCAGGCAUUUAAGAUCUGCAGGUGUUUUAAUGUAAUUUGUCACUUGUCUUGUAAAAAUUCGAAUUAAAGGUUUAUUAGGGGUUUCUAA
This is a messenger RNA of Brienomyrus brachyistius, 4655 nucleotides long. It is a transcript of the gene lemd3, whose product is annotated as LEM domain containing 3. The record is from RefSeq and is a predicted model, not a curated record. Gene Ontology annotation, biological process: nuclear envelope organization; negative regulation of BMP signaling pathway. Lineage: Eukaryota; Metazoa; Chordata; Actinopteri; Osteoglossiformes; Mormyridae. Gene Ontology annotation, molecular function: chromatin DNA binding. The transcript has 13 exons. Gene Ontology annotation, cellular component: nuclear inner membrane. Bases 42 to 2723 code for a protein of 893 amino acids.